This is a messenger RNA of Astyanax mexicanus (Mexican tetra), 2394 nucleotides long. Its product is annotated as E3 ubiquitin-protein ligase TRIM39. The record is from RefSeq and is a predicted model, not a curated record. NCBI's taxonomy places the organism in Eukaryota, Metazoa, Chordata, Actinopteri, Characiformes, Acestrorhamphidae. The transcript has 6 exons. Gene Ontology annotation, molecular function: zinc ion binding; protein binding. The coding region runs from base 452 to 1894 and encodes 480 amino acids.
CAAAAUACACACACACACACACACACACUCACACACACACACACACACACACACACACACACACACACACACACACACACACACACUCAAGCACAGUCACAAAUAACUACAUUAUAAAUAGAUCAUCAGUUAUUCAGGGGGGAUUUUGAUAGGUCACCAUAGCAGAGAGCACAAGGCAGGAAUAAGAGAAGAGAAGAGAAGAGAAGAGAAGCAAAGAGAAGAGAAGAGAAGCAAAGAGAAGAGAAGAAAAGAGAAGAAAAGGGAAGAGAAGAGAAGCAAAGAGAAGAGAAGAAAAGAGAAGAAAAGGGAAGAGAAGAGAAGACAAGCGAAGCAAAGAAAAGAGAAGCGAAGAGACCAGAGAAGAGAAGAGAAGAGAAAGGAGAGAAGAGAAGAGAAGAGAAGAGAAGGCCUCAAAAGCAGAAUCAGACCCUUAUUAUAACUGAUCAGCACCAUGUCCUCAGAGCAGCCGUCUUUACCCUCAGGAGACCCUGUGUGCCCGGGAUGCCAGGCAGAGGGGUCCCUGCUGCUGCCCUGUGGGCACAGCCUGUGCCAGUCCUGUUUAGAGCUCUGUCAGCUGGAGUUAGGGCAGGACCAGCAGGGAUGCACGGAGUGUUACGGGCGAGAGCUGCUGGACGGGGUUCUGAAAGGCCUGUUCGACUCGCUGUUUCAGGAUCAGACUCGGAGGGUCGCCACGGGGGCGGAGCUGGGUCUGGUGGACAGCGCGGAGGGCACAGACCAGGCCAAGGAUGGCAGGAUGUGCGCCAGGCAUGGAGAGAGGCUGACUCUGUUCUGUGAGGAGGAUGAGGAGCUGAUCUGUGGUCAGUGUCAGGAGGAAGAGCAUGAGGAUCACACCUGUAGCAGCACGGAGGAGGCUGCUGAGGAGUGUAAGAGGGAGCUCAGGUCUGCACUGAGACCCCUGCAGGAGAAGCUGGACAUCCUGAGCACAGCCAAGCAAAACUGUCAGGACACUGCUGAGCACAUCAGGAGGCAGACCCAGCAUGCAGUGCGGCUGAUAAAGGCAGACUUUGAGAAGCUGCAGCAGUUCCUGCGGGAUGAAGAGGCCUCCAUACUGAACGCUGUGAAGGAGGAAGAGGAGCAGAAGAGCCGGAAAAUGAAGGAGAAGAUGGAGAGAUUAACAGAUGAAAUUACAGCUCUGGCCGACAUAAUUAACUCCACAGAAGAAGCCAUGAGCUCUGAGGAUACUGAGUUUCUGAAGGGCUAUAAGAAGACGUCUGAGCGAGUGGAGAUCUCACUGCAGUAUCCUGAGGAGACGCCUGGAGCUCUGAUUGAUUUGGCCAAACACCUGGGCUGCCUCAAGUUUAGAGUCUGGGAGAAGAUGCAAAAUGUUGUAAGAUACACUCCAGUGACCCUCGACCCGAACACUGCGGACGUCUCCCUGUCUCUGUCGGAUGAUCUCAGCACUCUCCGCUACACUGAAGAAGAGCAGCAGCUUCCGGAUAACCCCGAGCGCUUCUGCUACUACGACUGUGUUCUGGGCUCGGAGGGCCUGGGCUCCGGACGCCACAGCUGGGAGGUGGACGUGGGGGAAAGCAGCGAGUGGGCUCUGGGGGUGGUGAAGGAGAACGUGAUCAGGAAGGAGUGGUUCCCCCCCAGCCCUGAGCGGGGCAUGUGGACCCUCUGUCUGUACGGUGGAGAGUACCGGCCCAAAAACGCCACCGGCGCCCCCCUCACCCUCAAGAAGAAGCCCCACAAGGUGCGGGUGCAGCUAGACUGGGAUGUGGGGCGGGUCAUGUUCUCGGACGCCAGCGACAACACGCUGCUCUACAAGUUUAAGGACAAGUUCUCCGAGAAGCUGUUUCCGUAUUUCUCCAACACCUGCAAGAGGCAUCCUCUACGCAUCCUCGCCGAGAAGGUGUCCGUCUACACUGAGUAGCCCAGCGCUUCAAAAGAUAAAGGUUCUCGACUCAUUUAACCCUUUAAACCUUAAUUAAUAACAUAAUUUAAAUCAGUAACUAGAUAGAUAGAUAGAUAGAUACUUUAUUAUUAGGGGGGCCCCCACUUACUAUUACUAUUACAUAAUGUACAUCACUUUAAUAGUGCCUAGCAUAGAACCAUGUGGCACUACAAAAAUGCUUGCAUAGUAAAUGGCUAUACAAUAUAAAAUCACUAUAGGAUUAAUAACUAAAUUAUUGCCUUGGGUUACGGGGUUAAAAGUACAUUCUUCAAUGUUUGGAAAUCAGUGUACAGAUUUAGUCAUGUUUAGGAAAUUCUGGGUGUCUUUCUUGAUCAGGUUGAUCAUGUUUGUAGACCAGCUAAACCAUCAAAAGCUGACCGGGGUUUUUUUUUUAGCAUUAUUAUUAUUUUAAGAUGAUUUGUAUAUGCCACAUUUUAUGUUUUCUUCCUCCUUACCACAAUAAAAUGUGUGGAAAUGUA